Messenger RNA from Vicia villosa (hairy vetch), 1326 nucleotides. RefSeq lists its product as uncharacterized. The record is from RefSeq and is a predicted model, not a curated record. Lineage: Eukaryota; Viridiplantae; Streptophyta; Magnoliopsida; Fabales; Fabaceae. The transcript is spliced from 2 exons. The coding region runs from base 1 to 1326 and encodes 441 amino acids.
AUGAAGGCUAGGCAUAGGAGAAAUUAUAUUGGAUUAGUUGAGAAUAAAGCAGGGGUGAUAGUGGAUUCAGUCACUAAAGUGAAAAAAGCUGUCAAGGAGUAUUUUGAAGCGAAAUUCAGAGCUUCAAACAUAGCAAGACCGAGACUGUCAACAACAAUCACAUACAAGUUGAGUGAGCAGGAAAGUGGGAGUUUGGAGGAACCUUUCACAAGGGAAGAGAUUAAGCAAGUGGUAUUUGAAGGCAAUGGAGAUAAGAGCCCAGGGCCCGAUGGUUUCAACUUGGAAUUCUUAAUGAAGUGCUGGGAUACUGUGGGAGAUGACAUUGUGUUGUUCAUUCAAGAUUUUCACAAGAGAGGUAAGCUCUCAAAAGCUGUCACUGCGUCAUUUAUAGCAUUAAUACCUAAAUACGACACAUUAGUAUUUGGAGAUGGAUCAUGGCAGAAUCUAUGUACUCUUAAGGCUGUACUUAGAGGUUUUGAAAUGGCUUCUGGUUUGACAAUCAAUCUGAACAUAAGUAAGAUUUAUGGGGUAGGUAUAAGGGCGGAGCAAUUAGAGGCUUGUUCAUCAUUUUUGGGCUGCAAAAUUGAUAGCAUUCCAUUCAGAUUCUUGGGUUUCACAGUAGGCGGGAAUCAUAUGAGGAUUGGAUUUUGGAAACCAAUUCUAAAGUCAUUGAGAGACAAACUAUCCUCUUGGAAGGGAAGGCCGCUAUCAAUUGGAGGAAGGGUAACUUUGAUUAACAGUGUUAUCACAAACAUGCCAAGCUACCAAUUCUCCUUUUACAAAAUCCCAAGUAAAGUAUUGAAGGAUAUAAUAUCUAUCCAAAGAAAUUUUCUGUGGAAUGGAACUGUGGAUAAAAGCUCGAUUGCUUGGAUAGGCUGGAAAGAAGUAUGCAAAAGUAAGGAAGAGGGAGGUUUGGGAAUUAAACAUGUAGGGAGAUUCAACAUAGCUCUAUUGUCAAAAUGGCCCUGGAGAAUGUUAAAUGAACACAAUGCUAUUUGGGUUGGAUUAUUGAGAGGAAGGUAUGGGGAAUACAAAAACAGGAUGUGGGGUAGUGAGGCAAAUGAUUCAGCAUCAAAGGAAUCGUUAUGGUGGCGAGACAUUAUGGAAUUAUGCAAUGGGGAAGAGGGAGUAACAAAGAAGAUCACAUCAAGACUAGGAGGGGGAACAUCAAUACUGUUCUGGAAAAAUAAGUGGAUCGGGAAUGAUGCUCUGCAAGUCCAGCUACCAAUUUUAUUUACAGAAAUUUUGCUUAAAGACAUCACAAUAUGUAGAGCUGGAAGAUGGAAUGAGGAAGAAUGGGAUUGGUCAAACAUUAAAGGCACAUAA